Messenger RNA from Umbelopsis ramanniana AG, 1399 nucleotides. RefSeq lists its product as uncharacterized. Gene Ontology annotation, biological process: retrograde vesicle-mediated transport, Golgi to endoplasmic reticulum. Lineage: Eukaryota; Fungi; Mucoromycota; Umbelopsidomycetes; Umbelopsidales; Umbelopsidaceae. The record is from RefSeq and is a predicted model, not a curated record. Gene Ontology annotation, cellular component: membrane; Golgi apparatus. Bases 32 to 1150 code for a protein of 372 amino acids. The transcript has 5 exons.
GCUCCAGCCUCUAAAAAUCUAUCGCCAAAUCAUGAGCUCGCAAAAGCUCAAGACAGUCGUGACUAAUGUACCUCCAGUCACAAGAGCAUUGACAGCAGCCAUUAUCAUAACUUCUGGAGUAGCUCUGUUGAUUACAUAUACGAGAGAUCCCGAAGCCACCACUCAUAACAAUGUACCAGUCAUUGGUCUGGUGCCUGGAUACUGGCUUCACUACCCUUGGACUUUCCUCACAGCCUGCUUAUACGAGAAUAAUAUCUUUGCCUUUAUUACAAGCGUUGUCGCUACUUUACUCGGUGGAAAGUACCUUGAGCGAGUGUGGGGUAGCAAAGAAUUGCUAAAGUUCGUGAUAGUCACCGCUAUCAUACCGAAUUUCUUGACUUGGCUCACCUUUAUCGUUCCAUUCUAUAUCACUGGAAAUGACGAUUUUCUCUUUAAUUACCAAAUCAACGGCAUGACGGGUGUUCUUGCCAGCUUCUUGGUCGCCUUUCGACAUCUUAUUCCCGAACAUCUGGUUCAAGUUUUUGGCGGAACGGUGUCGAUUCGAGUAAAGAAUUUGCUGGGGAUCUUAACGGCUGCAACGAUUGUGUCUUUGGUCUUGUUCCAAACACUGGUGGUGUACAACCUGGUGAACUUGGGUUGGGUUGUUGCAUGGGCACACAUUCGAUUCUUCAAAUGGCAAGAUGGUGUUCAAGGUGACCGAAGCGAAACUUUUGCUUUGUACACCUUCUUCCCAGACUUUUUGCACACUCCCAUCAAGGCUAUCUCCAACAUUGUUUUUGGAAUUUUGGUAGCCCUUAAAUGCUGUAAGCCCUUUCCCCCUAGCUGGGGUUAUGACUUGGAAGGUCAAGCGAGCACAUCUCGAUCUACACCUGGACCUCUACCUGGUAGUGCACGUGCUGAAGCAGAGCGUCGACGGGCACUGGCUCUCAAGGCCCUUGAUAUUCGACUUUCUACUAAACACACCCCUUCACCCACUGGAUCGCCUACACCAACAUACACCUUACAAACCGCCAGCCCGCAAAUAUCCGCCUCGCAACAGAAUAACCCUGUCUUGUUUGAUGCUGGAGAAACCAUGGAGGCAAACUCCAAUGUCGAUGGUGAUACUGUGGCCAUUGGCAUCCCCCACGACGAUGACAAAGACUCAAAUUGAUAAAUAGAAUUGUAAUAUUUCAUUUCACCUGAGCCUAUAUCCCUAUCCAAAAUGCCAUUUGAUAUUGUAAAUGCUUUUUCUUCCUGAGUCUUUCAAGUUCAUUUCUUCAUACUUUGUAGUUGGACAUUCCUAGUAGAUGGAUGGUAAGGGAGUGCGCGCUCAUGGUCAUUCGAUUACCCUACAAAAUAUACUUUUUUUUUCAUUAAAAACUCUUCCCCCAGAAACAAAACUGCAGCGUGCGAAACAAAA